Peronospora farinosa is the source of this 1731-nucleotide messenger RNA. The record is from the annotation of a GenBank genome assembly. Lineage: Eukaryota; Oomycota; Peronosporomycetes; Peronosporales; Peronosporaceae.
AUGGCGAUGGCUUCUCUGCUCAUGACGCCCUUGAUCGCGAUAAAUUUAAUUGCAAAGGAGCUUUACUCAGGAAGCCACUGCGCUGGUACGCCCAAUGUCCUCAAAAUGGUCGAGGCAGAGAGCUGCGAUGCCGAAGCCUGUACGGCACACGACCUGGGUGGCUAUACGCUUUUCGUGGCUGUAUCAUGCAACGUCAUUGACCGGUUCAAGUAUACGAAGGAUCGCUUUAAAGGAAAUGACUACGUGAUGAUGGAAGAGUACAGCGAAGCUGGAUGCCAGAAAUUGGUUCAGACUACCGUAUAUCCGACGUCAGGUGUCUGCGAGAGAUCGUCGGCAGUAGCUAAUGAGUCUAACAUUGUGCGUCUUUAUGAAAACGGCGCAGCGGCUGUUUUAAAUUUUGAAAGUGGUGAUUGUGGCAGUCCACCUUCGCAAGAAUUCCAGCUCAACCACGACGAAAUCUCAAACGGCGACUGCAUUCAAGAGCGUUACAGGUUUUACACUUCGCUAAAAUCGAAAAAAACCGACUAUAGCAGCUCGACAUACUUCUCUGAAAGCAACCAGUUGAAGGACAGCUUGGAUGACGAUGGUCUCAGCGGCGGCGUUGUCGUCACUAUUGUAGCUGGAGUGGUUGCUUGCGUUGGAAUCCUGGCUUAUGCUACGUUUAGGUUUAUACGACACCGGUACGAUAACAACUUUCAGAAGGACACAGGGAUUGCAGCUCUUGCUGCAAGUUAUGCCGGCUACCCGACACCCGAAAGCGCUUUGAAUGCUAUCACGCUGGGCUCGGAAUCCUCGCACUCACAGGAUAAUACAAUUACUGAAGAGAAAAUACGUGGCCGAAGCGGGGCUAAUGGGUUGUGGGACGACGAGAUCAUUGUUACCGCUCGUGUUCCUCGCGAAAAAAUUCUCGUGCAGGACCUCAUUAGUCGAGGAGGUUAUGGGGAAGUCUACGUGGGCUUAUUCAAUGGUGAACGUGUGGCCGUGAAAAUGUUGUUGCCAGAAAUGCGCAAGAGUAUUAGUCACUUGAACGAUUUUCUGGCGGAGGUCAAGCUGAUGGCGACACUGAACCACGAACGCAUCGUCCAUUUCGUUGGUGUUGCCUGGGACUCGCUCACCGAUCUUUGCGUGUUGUCCGAGUAUAUGGAAGGUGGCGAUCUUCGAAUUCUUCUCAAGAAUUGCGAAGACGAGCACACUCCGCUUGGCUUUGACCGAAGCAAAGCUACAAUUGCUCUCCACGUCGCUCACUCUCUCACGUAUCUGCACUCGUUGUCACCACCCGUUCUUCAUCGUGACCUCAAGUCCAAGAACAUUUUACUGACAUCACAAUUGGAUGCAAAGCUCACAGACUUUGGGGUCUCUCGAGAACGGUCCGACUUUACAAUGACUGGCGGCGUCGGAUCCUCUCGGUGGAUGGCACCGGAAGUGAUGAUGGGAGACCGGUAUGACGACAAGGCCGACAUGUUUUCGUUUGGUGUUGUGCUGGCCGAAUUAGAUCAGCAUUUGCUUCCUUAUGCUAACUCCAAGGACAAAAGCAAUUCCGGCCGAGCGAUGCCUGACCUAGCAAUUUUACAAUUGGUGGCGUCGGGUAAACUCCGAAUCGAGUUUUCUUUAGGAACCCCCAAAGCUAUUAGGGACUUAGGAAUGGCAUGUGUGUCCAUUGAUCCCAAGGAUCGACCCUCAGCAGCAGACGCGCUGUACAAACUUCACACCAUUUUAGCGCGGGGACUUUAG